Molecule: messenger RNA, 327 nt
Organism: Marasmius oreades (fairy-ring Marasmius)
Lineage: Eukaryota; Fungi; Basidiomycota; Agaricomycetes; Agaricales; Marasmiaceae
Exons: 3
Coding region: 1-327 (108 amino acids)
Source: RefSeq, a predicted model, not a curated record
AUGGUUACCAGGUCAGCUAGCCGAAAUAACCCUCAGAGGGGAUACAGUAACAUAAGCUUGAGUUCAACCAAACUCGAUCCUUGGAGGAGAAUCUAUCUCAGUCGUGACUCCGUACCAUGUGGUGUGCGUUCCAUUCCUUUUAGUCUCCAGACUUCAUUCAAGGCUUCGCCAGCGAUUGAAUCUGAACUCAUUCAUUGUUCAGUCGUAGCCUCCUUUGAAUCUCCAGGAAAGCAGGAAUUAUUGAGCCAAUGGAGCUAUAUUCAGACCUUACUGAACGAUACCGUCGAGAAUAUGCUCAAAAUUGUGGCCUUCCCGAAGGUCUAUUGA